GAUGAUCGAUCACGUGCUUUGGACACUUGAUAUGGAAUGACCUAACUGUAGAACCUAAUUAGAGAUGAAAUCUCAUUUUCGUAAGAGGCUUAAUGCUUUUCGCACCAAACUGAUAAGUUAAACCAUCCAUCUACAGUGCAAUGACGGUAUCCCAGCUUCAGCAGUAGCAGCUCCAUCACUAAAGAGAACUCCCCGGUCGCGAUGAUCCAUCGGUCGUGCGUGCUCUUGGCGUCUUAAUGCUUGACGAGGGCUUGCGGGAUUGAUGCUGCAGCAGUGAAAGGAAAUCUAUAAAUACGACAAUAUUCGCCCACUUCCGGAACCAGUCCGGAAGAUUCGGUCGUUGAAAGAAGAGCAAGAGAGUUCGUUUGUUCAAGACUGCGAUGUCCGCGAAUAAGAAUAGUGGAAGUAGUAUGGACGGUGGGGGCGGUUAUUACUGUUCGGUGCCGGAGUUCUACACCGGGGCCGAAGUGUUCCUCACCGGUGGAACCGGGUUCAUGGGCAAAGUGCUGAUCGAGAAGCUGUUGCGAUCCUGCCCGGACGUUGGCCGCGUGUUUGUGCUGAUGCGUUGCAAACAAGGCAAAACGCCCGAAACCCGCGUGCGAGAGCUGACCAACAAUCCACUAUUCGAAACGCUGAAAAUGAAAAAUCCUGAUGCGUUGAACAAGCUGGUGCCGAUAUUUGGCGACUGCAUGCAGUUGCGGCUGGGAAUGUCCGAACGGGACAUCGACCAGCUGCGAAAUGUGUCGGUUGUGUUUCACCUGGCUGCCAGUGUUCGGUUUAAUGAUCCCCUGAAGGAUGCCAUACUGACCAACGUGCUGUCGACGAGGGAAAUUUUCGAGAUUUGCAAAGGGUUGCCCGCGUUGAAAGCGGUGGUUCACGUAUCGACGGCUUACAGCAAUCCGGAACAUAAACACAUGGAAGAAAGGAUAUACCCACCGAAAGCCGAUUGGAAAAAGAUGCUAGAAUGUGCCCUGCAGUUCGAUCAUCAGGUUCUUAAUAUUUUAACAGAUAAAGUCACAAACUCCGCCCCCAACACGUACACCUUCACCAAAGGUCUUGCAGAGCAGAUAUGCUUAGACUACCAGGACCAGCUCCCGUUGGUCAUCUUCCGGCCUUCAGUAGUAGUCAACACCAUCGACGAGCCUCUGGUAGGCUGGAUAGAUAACCUCAAUGGGCCUUCGGGCAUGUUGCUCGGAGCAGGCACCGGAAUCGUCCGGACCGACCUCCUCCCUAUGGAAAACCGCGUCAACACAAUUCCGGCGGACAUUUCCAUCAAGGCACUGCUGCUGGCCGCCUGGCAGCGUGGAACCAAAGAGCAAACCCUGCGGGAGGACUUCCUCCCGGUGUACAACAGCGCAGCCGAGUACGAACACUCGUGGCAGUACAAAAAGAUGCUGGACUGUGGCAAGGCGAACAUGACCAAGUUGUCCUUUACGAGGCUGCUGUGGGUCCCGGGGGGUAGCGUGACCACGUGGCGGCUCAAGUAUUAUGUGAUGGUGCUGUUUACCCAUAUCCUGCCGGCUUUGUUGAUCGAUGCGCUGUGUUUGCUGACUGGGAAGAAGCCUUUCUUAAUGAAAAUACAGAGGAAGGUGUUCCUGGCGCAGGCCUCUCUGCGUUACUUUGUAUACAACCAGUGGAUUUUCGAAACCAAACGGUUUCGAUCGUUACGGAAUGAGCUGCAAGGCGAUGACAUUUCAACCUUCAGCUGGCACCUGUCGGAAGAGAAGGUCGACCAGUUCUAUUUCGACUGCUGGCUGGGCGUCCGGCGGUACCUGCUGAACGAUCCGGACGAAACGCUGCCCAAGGCCAUCAAAAAGAUGAACCGGCUCAUCCUGAUCGAUCGGAUAGUGAAGGCAGGCUUCGCCCUGCUGGUCCUAUAUCUGCUGUGGCGGAGCUCGAUUUUUCACAACUUGGAAACGCAGCUGGUAAGGCAUAGCCGAUAAAGGGAGAUGGGGGGAAAACGAGGGACUGUGAGUGUUUUAAUAAAAACAUAAUUUGAAGCGUAUUUGUUCCAUUAAAGUGUAUAUUCAUUUUUAUUUCGAACUUUUCCUUUUUCAAGGAGUAAGGAACACAUGAAACAGAAGCAGAAAACUUAAAUGCCUGGAAACCCGUGUUGUGUAGUGGUGUUC
This is a messenger RNA of Aedes aegypti (yellow fever mosquito), 2129 nucleotides long. Its product is annotated as fatty acyl-CoA reductase 1. Gene Ontology annotation, cellular component: peroxisome. Gene Ontology annotation, molecular function: alcohol-forming very long-chain fatty acyl-CoA reductase (NADP+) activity. The record is from RefSeq and is a predicted model, not a curated record. The transcript is spliced from 6 exons. NCBI's taxonomy places the organism in Eukaryota, Metazoa, Arthropoda, Insecta, Diptera, Culicidae. Gene Ontology annotation, biological process: long-chain fatty-acyl-CoA metabolic process. Bases 381 to 1943 code for a protein of 520 amino acids.